Molecule: messenger RNA, 2291 nt
Organism: Loxodonta africana (African savanna elephant)
Lineage: Eukaryota; Metazoa; Chordata; Mammalia; Proboscidea; Elephantidae
Gene: CNDP1
Product: carnosine dipeptidase 1
Exons: 10
Coding region: 819-2291 (490 amino acids)
Biological process (GO): proteolysis
Cellular component (GO): cytosol
Molecular function (GO): metallodipeptidase activity
Source: RefSeq, a predicted model, not a curated record
UCAGUCAUUCAUCAAAACCAUGGCUGUCCCAGGAUAAGCAGCUCGGGUGCCAGUACUGGAGUGUGGAUGAUUAUUACCCGCAACUCAGUGUGACCAGCAGGCUCUGUGCUGCAUCUUAUCCGCACGUGGCCACGCUCGGUCCUUACCCAGCCACGCUCCGCCCUCACCCAGCCACGCUCGGUCCUUACCCAGCCCUCGACUUAAGGAGCAUCUCGCUCCUUGUGCAGAUGAGAAAGCUGGGACUGGGAAAGGCUGAGUAAUUUGCUCAAAAGCACAUACAAGUGAGCAGGCAAAGCCAGGAUUAGGGAUGAGUCUGCCUGCACAGCCCUGAGUUAAGCAAGUCCUUGGCUGCAUCACCAACCUGCUCGAAGGGGUGGAGGGCCCACCACAAAGGCUGAAAGCCCAGGAUGGUCACAGGGAGCCCGGCAACCCGGCUGAGACCGCCAGGGGACGUAAAUCAGACUUGUGGGAAGCAAAUGAAGACACAACGAAGUCUUCAUUUGGGAACAGACUGGGGCUAUUUGGCUGGGGCUUCUAGUUCUAAGUGAUCAGACACAAGGGGGAGACACUUGCCCUUCUUCUUUGCAAGCCUGGUGGACCCCAGAUAAUUUAAGGGAAACAACCUUGCACUCAGCCUGCCUUGGCUGUCUUCAUUAUCGUCACAAAUCUCUGGUCUCCUAGAAUCUGGAUAUCAUAGUUAAGGAGCAUCACGCUUCUGGUGCAGAUGAGGAAGCUGAGGCUGGGAGAGUAACUUAUACCACAUUGAUUACUAGUUCUGUACCCAGGACACGAUUGCCUGCAGAACGUUUGGAAAUUUGAUGUCUCUGCAUGGUGGCAUCCUGGUGAUGUGGGUUCCCAUCCUGCAGGACAUGUCGUUCAUUCCCUCUCUCAUGCUAAUCACAAGGCUGCCUUUCCUACAGACACUUAAGGAGUGGGUGGCUGUGGAGAGUGACUCUGUUCAACCCGUGCCUCGGCUCAGACAAGAAAUCCUGAAAAUGAUGGACAUGGCAGCAGACAAGCUCCAGCGCCUGGGAGCCAGUGUGGACUUCGUGGACAUGGGCACUCAGCAGUUUCCUGAUGAUCAGAGUCUUCCAAUUCCUCCCAUCAUCCUGGCUGAGCUGGGGAAUGACCCAAAGAAGCCCACUGUGUGCUUUUAUGGCCACUUGGAUGUGCAGCCAGCCAACAAGGAAGAUGGGUGGCUGUCAGACCCAUACACGCUGACGGAAGUGGACGGAAAACUUUACGGACGAGGAGCAACAGACAACAAAGGCCCUGUUCUAGCUUGGAUCAAUGCAGUGAGCACUUUCAGAGCCCUGAAGCAGGACCUCCCGGUGAAUGUUAAGUUCAUCAUCGAAGGGAUGGAAGAAGCUGGUUCUGUUGCGCUGGAGGAAGUUGUCAGAAGAGAAAAGCACCGUUUCUUCUCCAGUGUGGACUACAUCGUGAUUUCUGACAAUCUGUGGAUUAGCAGGAAGAAGCCAGCACUCACCUAUGGAACCCGUGGAAACAGCUACUUCACAGUGGAGGUGAAGUGUAGAGACCAGGAUUUCCACUCAGGAACCUUUGGUGGCAUUCUUAAUGAGCCAAUGGCGGAUUUGGUUGCUCUUCUUGGUAGCCUUGUCGAUUCGUCUGGUCACAUUCUGAUCCCGGGAAUCUAUGACAAGGUGGCUCCAGUCACAGAAGAGGAGAAAAAAAUGUACGCGGCCAUUGAUCUGGACCUCAGAGAGUACCAGAAUAGCACCCAAGUCAAGAAAUUUCUGUUUGACACCAAGGAGGAAAUUCUAAUGCAUCUGUGGAGGUAUCCAUCUCUUUCUAUUCAUGGGAUUGAGGGUGCAUUUGAUGAGCCUGGAGCCAAAACGGUCAUACCUGGUCGAGUCAUAGGAAAGUUUUCCAUCCGUCUGGUCCCUCACAUGAAUGCAUCUGUGGUGGAGAAACAGGUGAAGCAGCAUCUUGAAGAUAUCUUCUCCAAAAGAAACAGUUCUAACCAGAUGGCUAUUUCUAUGGUGCUAGGGAUACACCCGUGGAUCGCAAAUAUUAAAGAUAAUCAGUAUCUGGCAGCAAAAAGAGCAAUCAGAAACGUAUUUGGAACAGAACCAGAUAUGAUCCGGGAUGGAUCAACCAUUCCCAUUGCAAAAAUAUUUCAGGAUAUCAUCCAGAAGAGUGUGAUGAUGCUUCCACUGGGAGCCGUUGAUGAUGGAGAACACUCUCAGAAUGAGAAAAUCAACAGGUGGAACUACAUAGAGGGAUCCAAAUUAUUCGCUGCCUUUUUCCUAGAGAUGGCUAAACUGCAUUAA